AUGAGUACAACUAGUGGAUUCAAAAACCUGCCUCGCUCGAUUAAUCAACCCUUAAAAUGUCCUUAUGAGGGGCAAACAGUGCUCCAACACUCUCAGUUCAACAAAGGUUCAGCUUUCCCAGAGGAUGAGCGAGCGAGAUUCAGAUUACAUGGCUUGCUACCACCAAAUAUUCAGUCUCUUGAUGAGCAAGUUCAGCGUGCAUACGAACAAUACAGUAGUCGUACCGAUGACUUGGCGAAGAAUACUUUCAUGGCAAGUAUGAAGGCCCAGAAUGAAGUUUUAUACUACAAGUUACUGGAAACGCAUAUCAGAGAAAUGUUCAGUAUCAUCUACACUCCAACCGAAGGUGACGCCAUUGAGAACUAUUCACGCCUAUUUCGCAAGCCCGAGGGAUGCUUUCUGAAUAUCCGCGACCAAGAUUCUAUUGAGGGGUGUCUGUCAAGUUUCGGGAAUGAGGAAGACGUGGAUUACAUCGUCGUCAGUGAUGGCGAGGAAAUUCUGGGAAUUGGAGACCAGGGUGUUGGUGCAAUUCUAAUUUCCAUAGCUAAGCUCGUCCUUACCACUCUUUGUGCUGGGAUACAUCCGGCACGGCAAUUACCUGUGGUCCUUGAUUGCGGAACCGAUAAUGAGCAGCUGCUCACCGACGACUUAUAUCUCGGGCUUCGCCAAAACCGGGUGAGAGGAAAGGAAUACGACGAGUUUGUGGAUAGUUUCAUCCAGAUUGCUCGACAAAGAUUCCCUAAAGCCUACAUUCAUUUUGAGGACUUUGGACUUAACAAUGCUAAGCGAAUCCUUGACAAAUACCGGUCCCAGAUACCAUGUUUCAAUGACGAUAUCCAAGGCACUGGAUGUGUGACACUGGCCGCUAUGUUAGCCGCUUUGCACGUCAGUGAAGUCAGGCUAGAGGAUGUCCGUAUCGUUAUUUUUGGCUCAGGCACAGCUGGGACAGGAAUCGCAGAUCAAAUUGCAGAUACCAUUGCGACAGAGACACGAAAGUCCAAAGAGGAUGCCUCAAAACAGAUAUGGUGCAUCGAUAAGCCAGGACUUUUGGUCAAGUCCAUGGCUGAUAGCUUGACACCAGCACAGACGCCAUUCGCAAGAGAAGACACGGAAUGGCCCGAAGAACAGCAUCAAGAUCUCUACUCUGUCAUUCAUAAUAUCAAACCCCAUGUACUGAUUGGCACGUCUACCAAGCCAAAAGCCUUCUCCGAGGAGAUCAUCCGAGAAAUGGCCAGACACGUGCAUCGGCCCAUCGUAUUCCCCUUGAGCAAUCCAACUCGCCUGCACGAAGCCCAGCCCAAGGAUAUCUACAAUUGGACAAAUGGUAAAGCGCUUGUUGCAACGGGCAGUCCCUUCCCACCAGUCGAAUUUGAUGGCGUGAGCUAUGAGAUUGCCGAAUGCAACAAUUCCACCUGUUUCCCAGGAAUUGGUCUUGGUGCGGUUCUGUCUCGAAGUCGACUUGUUUCCAAGAAGAUGUUAGUCUCAGCGGUCGAAGCACUGAAGGCACGGUCCCCAGCGUUGAAGGAUCCACGUCUGCCUCUUUUACCUGAUGUGGCAGAUGUCCGAGAGAUAAGCGUUGAUAUCGCUGCGGCUGUGAUAAAAUGCUCCGUAGCCGAAGAGCUUGCGCAAGAAGAAGAUAUUCCUUCAGAUGAUGCGAAUUUGAGAGAAUGGAUUCGCGCUCAAAUGUGGGAGCCUGUUUACCGACCUUUGGUAAAGUGA
Molecule: messenger RNA, 1719 nt
Organism: Penicillium malachiteum
Lineage: Eukaryota; Fungi; Ascomycota; Eurotiomycetes; Eurotiales; Aspergillaceae
Product: NAD-dependent malic enzyme
Exons: 7
Coding region: 1-1719 (572 amino acids)
Biological process (GO): pyruvate metabolic process; malate metabolic process
Cellular component (GO): mitochondrion
Molecular function (GO): malate dehydrogenase (decarboxylating) (NAD+) activity; NAD binding
Source: RefSeq, a predicted model, not a curated record